GUGUGUGAGAGAGAGAGAGAAAGGGGUCUGUAUAUAAGUAUAUAUAUGUACACGUAACUCUUGGAAAAUCAUAGCAAUUGAAAAUCAAGCUUGGAUUUUCAUUGAUCCAUUGAAAGUUUUGUGAUGUACAAAUUAGCUCUUGUUCGGCAUUAUUGACAGUGAGGAAGCUGAAGCAGAGUUAUCAAGAUCGUCAAACAGACUCGCAUAACUUGAUGCCAUUUGGUGGAUGAUGGCAAAUAAAAUAAAUUUGGGUGAUAGUAGAACUAGAAGUCCUGUAUCAAUUUUUAUCGUCGCUGGUCUGUGCUGUUUCUUCUAUUUAUUGGGAGCAUGGCAGAGAAGCGGGUUUGGGAAGGGAGACAGUAUCGCUGUGGAAAUGACCAAGAGUGGUGCAGAUUGUAAUAUCCUUCCAAAUCUGAAUUUUGAGACCCAUCAUAAUGGUGAAGCUGUCAGUAUAUCAGGAUCUAAAAAAGUGUUUAAGCCAUGCCUCCCUCGCUAUACUGAUUACACACCUUGUCAAGAUCAAAGGCAUGCAAUGACCUUCCCAAGGGAAAAUAUGAUCUACCGAGAAAGGCAUUGUGUUCCUCAGGAAAAGAAGUUGAAUUGCCUCAUUCCAGCACCCAAAGGAUAUGUAACCCCUUUUCUAUGGCCAAAGAGUCGUGAUUAUGUUCCCUUUGCCAAUGCACCAUACAAGAGUUUGACUGUUGAGAAGGCAAUUCAAAACUGGAUUCAAUAUGAGGGCAAUGUAUUUAGAUUCCCUGGUGGAGGAACUCAGUUUCCUCAAGGGGCCGAUGCAUAUAUUGAUCAGCUUGCUUCCGUGAUACCAAUUGAAAAUGGGACUGUCAGAACUGCGCUGGACACUGGUUGUGGGGUUGCAAGCUGGGGUGCAUACCUUUGGAAGAGAAAUGUUAUCGCCAUGUCAUUUGCACCAAGGGACUCGCAUGAAGCACAGGUUCAGUUUGCUCUUGAGAGGGGUGUGCCUGCUGUUAUUGGUGUUCUUGGAACAAUAAAAAUGCCAUAUCCGUCUAGAGCAUUUGAUAUGGCUCACUGUUCUCGUUGCUUAAUUCCAUGGGGAGCAAAUGAUGGAAUGUACAUGAAGGAAGUUGACCGAGUUCUCAGGCCUGGUGGUUACUGGGUGCUUUCUGGUCCUCCAAUCAAUUGGAAGAACUACUACAAAGCAUGGCAGCGCCCCAAGGAGGAACUUGAGGAAGAACAAAGAAAGAUUGAAGAGAUUGCUAGACUUCUUUGCUGGCAGAAAAUUUCUGAGAAGGGUGAGAUUGCUAUAUGGCAGAAAAGUAAGAAUGCUGACUCAUGUCAUGGCACACAAGAUGAUUCUCAAGCUAAUUUUUGCAAAGCUACAGAUGCAGAUGAUGUCUGGUACAAGAAAAUGGAGGCAUGCAUAACUCCAUAUUCUAAGGGGAACAAUGACGAAUUUUCUGGUGGGGAACUCAAGGUGUUUCCAGAGAGGCUUUAUGCUGUUCCUCCCAGAAUUGCUAGUGGAUCUGUACCUGGAAUCUCUACUGAGAAAUACCUUGAGGACAACGAAAAAUGGAAGAAGCAUGUAAAUGCCUAUAAGAAGGUCAAUAAAAUUAUUGACUCAGGAAGGUAUCGCAACAUUAUGGAUAUGAAUGCUGGGUUGGGAGGUUUUGCUGCGAACCUUGAGUCUACUAAAUUGUGGGUUAUGAAUGUUGUGCCCACUAUUGCUAAGAAAAAUACACUGGGUGUCAUAUAUGAGCGAGGACUGAUUGGUAUCUAUCAUGACUGGUGUGAAGCCUUCUCCACAUACCCAAGGACAUAUGACCUUAUCCAUGCCUAUGGUGUUUUCAGUUUGUACAAGGGCAAGUGUGAUUUUGAGGACAUUCUUUUGGAGAUGGAUCGGAUUCUGCGACCAGAAGGUGCAGUCAUAUUCCGCGAUGAAGUUGAUGUGCUUGUUAAGGUGAAGAGGAUAGUGGGAGGGAUGAGGUGGAAUACUAAAUUGAUUGAUCACGAGGAUGGUCCCCUUGUACCAGAGAAAAUACUGGUUGCCGUCAAACAGUAUUGGGUCAUCACAGAAGACAAUUCCACAUCCUCUCAGUGAAUGCCUUGAAAGGAAAAGGAAAGACUUCCAAAUCAUGGCAUUACCUCCAAGUGGACAAUGUUUCUUUUGUUAUACAAGUCCACGCGUGCGCAAUUCUUUUAACCAUGAGCAUUUUUUGCUGGAUGAGUGGUUUAGCUUGGGGAGGACUCACUCACAUUGUACACGUUUAACCAGCUGUUGAUCAAACCAUAUUUUUUCACAGUAGUAUGGAUGAUGAAGCUGUGUCUUUAACAUUUACGCAACAUAUUUGAUCCGUUUCUUUGUUUCCCUUGUGUUGACCUCUUUAUCUGUAUUGCACGAUAGUAUAUUCAUUGGUCAUGCUCUCUCUCUCUCUCUCUC
Messenger RNA from Ilex paraguariensis (yerba mate), 2413 nucleotides. The record is from the annotation of a GenBank genome assembly. NCBI's taxonomy places the organism in Eukaryota, Viridiplantae, Streptophyta, Magnoliopsida, Aquifoliales, Aquifoliaceae.